This is a messenger RNA of Phasianus colchicus (ring-necked pheasant), 513 nucleotides long. NCBI's taxonomy places the organism in Eukaryota, Metazoa, Chordata, Aves, Galliformes, Phasianidae. The record is from RefSeq and is a predicted model, not a curated record.
AUGGGUUGCACACUGGCCAUCGUGUGCAUAUUACUGCUGCUUGGAGGGCAUCUCCAGGGGUCAGAACCGAGCCUGAGGCUAGUGAAUGGGCAGAACAGAUGCCAGGGCCGCGUUGAAUUAUUUUACAAUGGAGCAUGGGGAACAGUUUGCGAUGACUCCUGGGACAUGGACGAUGCCAACGUGGUCUACGUGUCCCUGAGGCUGGUGAAUGGGAGGAACCGAUGCGAGGGCCGUGUCGAAGUCCAUUACCAGGGCAACUGGGGCACUGUCUGCGAUGACUCCUGGGACCUGCAGGAUGCCCAGGUGGUGUGCAGCCAGCUGGGCUGUGGCAGGGCUGUUUCUGCCCUAGGAAAUGCCAAUUUUAGCCAAGGCUCAGGAGAGAUCCUCCUUGACGACGUGCAGUGCAAAGGCAACGAGGCCUACCUCUGGGAGUGCCCCAGCAGAGGGUGGUCAGUCCAUAACUGUGCACACGUGGAAGAUGCUGGUGUUGUUUGCUCAGAUAUGUCAGUCUAG